AUGAUUCCUGCCGCUUUAGAGUAUAUGCGUAAUGUCGGCGAUUCUGAGUUGCAUCAGUCCGCUACAGCCGGUCUUUUCUUCGAUAACAUUAGAGAGACUCUGGUGUAUGAGAGUUUCGAACUUUCUCAUGCGAGGAGUGUUAAUCUGAACAGUUCAGAGCCAUUGAAGUUCGUCGUCUUCGGGCUGAAUCUCAGAAACGAUCGGAUUCUCUUCUUACAUGGAAAAUUUGUGUUCCGGUGGACUGCUAGCCCCCCUGGUGGACAUCACACGUCUUCCACAGCGUGCAUCAGGGGCAAGGAUUUGCAGUGGGAGAACGGAGAAGCAAGUUGUGUACGAGGUGCUUUAGUACCUAUAAUUGCGGGGUUUUCUUCUGCAACAUUGACAACCGCUGGUAAAGCGCCGCUGGUGCCAGCGCUCUUCAUCUUUGGAGACUCCCUUGCCGAUCCGGGCAAUAACAAUCACCUCAUUUCCCUCGCCAAAUCCAAUCAUCCACCAUAUGGGCGUCAAUUCGACACGCACAUGGCCACUGGACGAUUUACAAACGGACGAACUGCUGUGGAUUUUUUAGCGGAAGAAUUGGGGCUGCCUUUGGUGCCACCUUUUCUGGAUUCAUCAACUAAGGGACAAAAACUGCUUCAAGGAGUGAACUACGCCUCUGCUGGAUCAGGCAUUCUUAACUCCACCGGCAUGUUCUUCGGGGAGAUAAUCACGACAUGGAAACAAUUAGAAUACUUCCGGGAUUCGACGCAACCAGAAAUCUAUAAACUGCUCGGUAAGAAAGCUGGCGAAGAUUUUUUCCGUAAAUCGAUCUUCUACUUAAUCUCUGGAAGCAACGAUUUUGUCAAUGGUUACUACUUCCUUAUCCCCACUACCCCACAUGGUAUAUCCAUCCAAGAUCUCAUGCAGCUACUCAUAAGUACCGUAUCCAGUCAAUUAAAGGUUUUGUACGAUUUGGGUGUUCGCAAGGUAGGAGUCGCUGGACUAGCACCUCUGGGGUGUUGUCCUUCGCAAAUCACCAAAUACAACCUCACGGCUGGCAAUUGCGUCGAGUUUCUUAAUGACGUUAGCGAAAAAUAUAACGACGCUCUGAAGAACAUGCUCUUACAACUGAGAGAGGAGCUCGAGGAUUUCCAUCUUGUGUACAGUAAUUUGUAUGAUCCGCUCAUGGAAGCAAUCAACAACCCAGCCAUGUAUGGUUUCAACUUCACACAUGCUGCCUGCUGCGGAGUAGGUAAGCUCAAUGGCAAAUUCAUCUGCAUACCCUAUUCCCGUCCUUGUGAUGAUCCGCAGCACCAUAUUUUCUUUGACUACUACCACCCCACCAGCAGAAUGUACGAUCUUAUUUUCCGCAAGGUUUAUUUCAAUGGACCACCUUUUAGCAUUCCAUACAGUGGACAAUUCUUGGUCAACUUGACUAUCUAAGCUUCCAGUUGUCUAAUCGAGCAAUCUCGUAAAACUUCGCGAGGCAUUAGUCUUAAUUCAGGGUGACAUGAGCUUGAAAGAUAUAGACAAGUCCAGCAAGAACAGAUAAGGUUCGGUCAUUUAAGAAAGCAUUCUGGCGGUGAACCGCAAUACAUCUGAGCAAAAGGUACUCCAUCUAAUAAUGAGACAUAAAGAGCUUAUACA
Molecule: messenger RNA, 1626 nt
Organism: Physcomitrium patens
Lineage: Eukaryota; Viridiplantae; Streptophyta; Bryopsida; Funariales; Funariaceae
Product: GDSL esterase/lipase 7
Molecular function (GO): hydrolase activity, acting on ester bonds
Source: RefSeq, a predicted model, not a curated record